This is a messenger RNA of Alosa sapidissima (American shad), 3089 nucleotides long. RefSeq names its product family with sequence similarity 110 member A (gene fam110a). The coding region runs from base 281 to 2524 and encodes 747 amino acids. NCBI's taxonomy places the organism in Eukaryota, Metazoa, Chordata, Actinopteri, Clupeiformes, Clupeidae. The transcript is spliced from 2 exons. The record is from RefSeq and is a predicted model, not a curated record.
ACAGAACAGGUUUGGGCAGUCCACCAGCUCCUCAACUCCAAGACACACUCUCACACACACACUCCUCACAUGCUGCGUGUCAUGGUGGUUCCCUGUGCUUGUGUCUCUUCGGUGUUUCCCAGGAUAGGGGACUACUGAGCCUCAGUCCUCUCUCUGAAGAAAAAAUCAGCACAAAGAGUCUCUCUCAGGGCCUGGUUGUCUAUCCACCGAUGUUGAGAUGACCUUAUACUGAGUGGGUCCUAGCUUUUCAGUCCCACCGCCAUUACCAUUAUAUUCGGGCAUGUCCUUGGACGCCUUAGGGCACUCUCCGAGGAGGGUGGCAAAGCCUCCUCCACCACCUGUGCCACCGAAGCGCUACCAGGUCAAGGACCUCCAGGAUCUCCCCCUGCCCCUCUCCUCUUCACCAGAUGCACGAAAGCAGAGUGCCGUGGAACGCCUAGCCGCCGACAAGGCUAAAUAUGUCAAGAACCAACCAGGGGCCGUCUCAAAGGCUCAACCAAUCAAAGCUUUGCCUGUUAUGUGCACUUCCCAUAGCUCUGGCCAAUCUCAACCCAGUCCUCAGAAGCCCAUGCGGAAGGUGGCACCCACCCCUGGGACUCACUCUGGGGGACCCCUGCUGGACCUGCAACACCUAACAAACCUGAUCAAUGGGGUGGAUGAGCCUCCAUCCCCCCCAGCCUCUCAGACGGCUGCUCAGCCCAUACGGAAGGUGGUACCCACCCCUGGGUCUCACUCUGGGGGACCCCAGCUAGACCUGCAGCACCUAACAAACCUGAUCAAUGGGGUGGAUGAGCCUCCAUCACCCCCAGCCUCUCAGACGGCUGCUCAGCCCAUACGGAAGGUGGCACCCACCCCUGGGACUCACUCUGGGGGACCCCUGCUGGACAUGCAACACCUAACAAACCUGAUCAAUGGGGUGGAUGAGCCUCCAUCCCCCCCAGCCUCUCAGACGGCUGCUCAGCCCAUACGGAAGGUGGUACCCACCCCUGGGUCUCACUCUGGGGGACCCCAGCUAGACCUGCAGCACCUAACAAACCUGAUCAAUGGGGUGGAUGAGCCUCCAUCACCCCCAGCCUCUCAGACGGCUGCUCAGCCCAUACGGAAGGUGGCACCCACCCCUGGGACUCACUCUGGGGGACCCCUGCUGGACAUGCAACACCUAACAAACCUGAUCAAUGGGGUGGAUGAGCCUCCAUCACCCCCAGCCUCUCAGACGGCUGCUCAGCCCAUACGGAAGGUGGUACCCACCCCUGGGACUCACUCUGGGGGACCCCAGCUAGACCUGCAGCACCUAACAAACCUGAUCAAUGGGGUGGAUGAGCCUCCAUCACCCCCAGCCUCUCAGAUGGCUGCUGCCUCAUCCUCCUCACAGAGCAGCGAAGGUGGCAGUGGUGGUGGAGAUGAGAACUGCGGUGAGGCCGCUACGCCCGCCGCUUCUACCCUAUGUACAGGGGCAGAUAAACUGCCCCCUGACAUGUCUACCGCUUCUACCCCCUCAGAGCCGCUAUCCCCUGCCUCCUCCUCUCUCUGCAGCCUGCUGAGGGUGGCACCAGACACCACCGGGUCACAGGGGGCUCCCGCCGUGACUGUGCGCAGGGUGGAUGUCAAGCCACAGAUGGCACAGGUGAGGAAAGGCAUGCGGGUCCCCCUGCAGAGCCGCAUGCCUGGACAGAGGCAGAUGCAGAUGCAGAUGCGAAUGCAGAGGCCAAUGGCCCACCAUGCACAGCCACAGUCGCAGGCACAACUCAUGUACUUCCGUAAGGCACAGAUGGCCUCCAAAAAUGCCCCCUUGGUGCCCACAGCUAGACUAUCCCUGAGUAACACUCAAGCAGUGGUAGGGGUCAUGGCUGGGGCCACCAACCCCGGCCAACCCUGCCCAACUCUCCAGCUAAACUCCAACGGGUGCCCCCCACCCAUGUCUCCGACUGCCCCCAUCCCUCCACAGCCAGGUUCAGCUACCUCUCAAAACUCCUCCACCACCCCUCCUGCUCCUCCCCAGUGCACCACGUCCCUUGCUGGCGACAAGCCUGCUGGACAGCCCACGCGCAUUACCCCAGUGCCACCGCUGCCCUCUCCCCUGAGUCCUUUCCUGCAGGUCGGCGCCAACUCUCCUCUCCCGUCCCCCUGCCCGUCCAUCACGCGUCUCUCCUCCACCAGCUCCCGCAAGCGCCCCUCCCUCAGGCGCUCCAAGUCCGACGUGAGCGACUGCUUCUCGCGCGCCGACGUCGACCUGGAGCGCUUCUUCAACUACUGUGGCCUGGACCCGGCCGAUCUGGAUCUGGAGGAGCUGACCCAGGCCGGCUCGGACAUCGCCUCCGUCUCCCGCCUCCGCAGUGCCAGCGCACCCGCCUCCGAGUGCUCCCAGGCCCAAGAGAACGAGGACGGUGACGACAACGAAGGCGACACGCCACGUGUCCAGCGCAACCCCUAUGACAUCUCGGUCAUCGAGAGGAACGCCAGGGUGAUCAAGUGGCUGUACGGAAUGCGUCAAGUGAGGGAUACCGCCAGAGUCGCCAACAUCUAGCCCAGAAGACCGUCUCACCAUGCGCCAUGUUCAUAGUCAGCCACCAUAAACUUCAGCUUCUGUUUCGGACUUCGGCCUUUUUGGCCACGUGCCUACAAAAGUCGUGUCAUUUUGUCUUGUGACGCUACAGCUGGAAUGGAAAGUUUGGGGAUGUUAGUUAAAAAAAUAAACACUACAAGUUGGACCAUUACCACUUCUUUAAGUAAUAAGUUUAGAUGCAGUGAACAUUGGUGUAUGUAUGUUUGUAAUUGUCUAUAGGCCUGUGAUUUAUAAAUCCACAUGAGAGUUUGUUGACUCAACUAGGCUACUCUCCUGCUCAUUGUUUUAAUGUGUGAUUUUGGGAUGUCAUUGUUUUCUCAAUCGCAAGGUCUAGUUGGACACGUGUGAUGUAUUGAGUGUGGUCUAUACAUUUGUGCAGUCUACGAUGAUUCCUUCAGACUGGCUAUGAGAUUUCAUGCAGUCUGUAAAUAAGUGUUGCAUGCUUAUGAAAUGGCUAUCAGGGCCAAACUGAGAUAAAACUUGCCCCUUGAAAUAAAGACUUGAAAUAAAAGAAACUGAUAUAAGA